AUGGCUCACCGUGGUCAUCGUUGGGUGCCAUACCGCACAAUGCGGCCUGAGCGCUCAGACAACAACGGAACAGUGUUUAACGCCGGGCAACCGUACCAAACACAACAUUACAUGGAUGAGGAGAGUCACUUCUCACCAGGGCCAAGCAGCCAACAAGGCCGGCUCAGUGAUGACCAAUACAUUAAUUGGCAUCACGAAGCAAUCUUGGGAAUGCAGGAACCACGAAACGACUAUCUCGCAGACAGAGAGUCGCUGAGAUAUGACGAAAGAAGCCCACAUCAUUAUGAACUCCUACUAGCUCGUGAGCGAGACCGUGCGCAGCAACUGGAGAUCAUGCUGCUUCGACGUGAGUUGGAAGACCAGCGACAGCAACAACAGAUGCGCGGAGCUAUGAGCAUCAGCGUCACUUCGAUGUUGCCAGUGAACAUAAUCACGACGCAUCAUACGGAUCUGAAGUCCAAUAUCGCAGUGCUCCCUUGGGUGGCGAAAGCAGUAGCCGCGGCCGUGACUAUAGUCGCGGCCAUAAUAGCGGACGUGGACGUGGACGUGGACGUGGACAUAACCUCGGACGCCGACACAGACACAGCCGUGGACCAAGACGUGGAUCUGGACCACAAGGUGGCAAUGGACAUGUCGAUGAGCAAGCGCGCCGUCGAGCCAGGGACGAAAGAUGGUUGGCCAACUCAGUCUUCAUCAACGAGACAGCGAGACAGGCGAUGUCAGAAUAUCUAG
Molecule: messenger RNA, 732 nt
Organism: Exophiala spinifera
Lineage: Eukaryota; Fungi; Ascomycota; Eurotiomycetes; Chaetothyriales; Herpotrichiellaceae
Exons: 1
Coding region: 1-732 (243 amino acids)
Source: RefSeq, a predicted model, not a curated record